Stylonychia lemnae is the source of this 1638-nucleotide messenger RNA. Lineage: Eukaryota; Ciliophora; Spirotrichea; Sporadotrichida; Oxytrichidae. The record is from the annotation of a GenBank genome assembly.
AUGAUUUAACUGAAAAAGUUGGGAUACCAUAUUCAAAAGGACUUGCUCUUCUUCUUGACAAUGGAUGGUAUGUCGAAGAAAUUGAGAGUAUUAUGGAUAAUGAUGUGUAUACGAUUAAAGGUACAAACUCGUAAUUAGAAUGUUAACAAGGAAAAAAUAGUUAUGAAAAUUAGAUUAUUCAAGAUUUAAAUAAUGACAAUUAAAAAUAAAAUGGCUAAACUUAAAUACAAUAACAAAGAGAGGAUAAUUUAGGAUCUAUCCAGCAAAUCAUAUUUGAAGGAAAAAAUCUAGAUUCUAAGUUUAUGCUUUAUUACUAACUUCUUGAUAAGUCUUGGUUCAACGCAAUAGAUAUCAGUUAUAAGCUGGAAUAAUGUAUUAUAAGAUAAUUUAUACCAGGAAGUGUUCAUCCAAUCAAGUUACGUGACUGCUUUCAUCAUCCUUAUAUUUGGCCAAUUAAUCGAUAUCAAAUUCAGAAUACUUAAAAUGUUUUAUGUCUCUUGUCUCCUCGUAAUCGCAGUGUUUAAGAUUAUCGAUGGAAGAAUUGGUUACAGUAUGGGCUUUGAUGAGAAUGACUUAGAGGGAAUGGCUAUAUUUUACUUUGUUCCUCAAAAUAUUGUGAUUUUUGUAAUCUAAGUGACUUUAUUCAAUUGGUUUUCUAGAACAGAUGAGUAGCGAGAGUUAUAAGUUUACACAAGUGUGAUUCUAUUGUUAAUUGUAGCUGUUCUUAACUGGCUUUAUCUUAUUAUUGAUCCAUUAGAAAAGGGAUUCUUGAUGAAUGAAAAUUUGGUUCUAGUCAGUUGCUUAAUUUCUGAUAGCUUUGAAAAAAAGUAAACUCAUGAAGAUUAGAAAGUUGAAUAAAAUUAUCCAAAAGAAAGUCCAUUACUUUUAAAAUAUAAAAAUAGGAAUACUAAUUAAAAUGCAACAAUCCCAGCUCCUAAUAGAAUAAGUUUAUCAAACACUUCAAGCUCCUCAUCUAUAAAUCCUUUCAAUCAUUUAGAUUUAAGGGUUACUGAUGUAUAGAUUCAUGAUAAAAACGCUUAAAUUUAUUAAGAAAAAACAUUUUCUCAUAUUGAAAGAAAAAAUACAACAGCUUUAAUGAAAAAGCACCAUUCUAGGACUCAAACUAACAAUCUUAAUAAGCUUAGCAAUAAUUACUCUUAGAUGAUAAUGGAUACUCAGGAGGAUUAAUACUAUGAUAAAAAUGAUUAUAGAAACAUAACUCAUUAACUUUCAAAUUAGAUUCUGAGCAUGAACAGUAAAGGAAUAAGUAUGCUCAGUAUUUUAUCAUAUCCAAACGUUAUCAGAUUGUUAAUAGUACUCAUAGUUGUUUUUAUAAAAUUUGACAUUAGCAAUAUUACCUUAGUGAUUUUGACUGAUAAAGUUAUACAUGCUAAUAAUGGAGAUGGUAAAAUAUCUGAUAUUAUUUUGUAGGAAAGAAUCUAAUAAAAUACUACAUUAGAAAUUCUUUUCGUAUUCCUCAAGGCAAUCCUUCUGAUGAUUGCAGGAUUAAUCUCAUCAAGAUAUUUUGUAUCAGAAAUCAAUUCUUAGAUCCCAUUCUAUCUAAUAAGAGUAAUAAACAAUAUUGACUAGGCUUAGGCUGAUAAGAGAGCUAAUUCUGAUGCAAGUAUGGACUUUUGA